Messenger RNA from Eriocheir sinensis (Chinese mitten crab), 3897 nucleotides. Its product is annotated as protein disulfide-isomerase A5-like. The record is from RefSeq and is a predicted model, not a curated record. Gene Ontology annotation, cellular component: endoplasmic reticulum. NCBI's taxonomy places the organism in Eukaryota, Metazoa, Arthropoda, Malacostraca, Decapoda, Varunidae. Gene Ontology annotation, molecular function: protein disulfide isomerase activity. The coding region runs from base 62 to 1960 and encodes 632 amino acids. Gene Ontology annotation, biological process: protein folding. The transcript is spliced from 12 exons.
AAUUUCCCUUGUUGUUGUCAGUCAGUGGUUGGACGUGGCCAGCGGGUGUCGAACGUGGGUCAUGCCUCGCUCUGUCAUCUUAUUAGCUCUGUUGUGUGGGGCAGUGGUGGUGAGUUUAGCAGCCAAGUCCCAGAGCUUCGUGGAGAGCAUAUCAGACCCCAAGGACUGGAAGAAGCUGCUCAGGACACGCACUAACAUCCUGGUGCUGUACACGCGAGGGAAGAUCAAGCAGGAGAUCAACACAGUCUUCACGGAGGUUUCUCGGGAGCUACGCGGGACGGCCACUCUGGUCCACGUCGACUGCUCAGGGGAAGGCAAAAAGCUAUGCAAGAAGAACAAGGUGGAGCCGGCGUCCUACGUUCUCAAGCACUACAAGGACGGGGACUUCCACAAGGACUAUGACCGGCGGGAGACCAUCCAGUCCAUGUCCACCUUCCUGCGGGACCCUUCCGGGGACAUUCCCUGGGACGAGGAUGAGCAGGGCGUGGACGUGGUGCACAUAAAUGAUGUUAAUGCCCUCACAAAAUUACUGAAGAAGGAGAGGUCGUUUAUGAUGAUGUUCUACGCCCCGUGGUGUGGGUUCUGCAAGCGCCUCAAGCCGGACUACUCCAUGGCCGCCACGGAGCUCAAGGACACGCACACGCUGGUGGCCAUGGACGUCAACAAACCAGAGAACUCGGCCGCCAGGAUAAAGUAUAACAUCACCGGCUUCCCCACACUCAUGUAUUUUGAAGAUGGAGCACCCAAGUACACCUACGAGGGGGAGAACAACAAGGCCGGCAUCGUGUCCUUCAUGAAGAAUCCCGGUAAGGCCCCUGAGAAGCCCAAGGAGGAGGUGUGGGCAGACACUCCCAGCGACGUCACUCACCUCACGGACGCCACCUUCCAUGAGUUCGUCAAGGGGGAGUCGUCUGUGCUGGUGAUGUUCUACGCUCCCUGGUGUGGUCACUGUAAGCGCAUGAAGCCUGAAUACACAUCUGCUGCCACCAUACUCAAGGAGAAGGGGAUCAUGGGUAAACUCGCAGCCGUCGACACCACCAAGGAGACCAAGCUGGGCACCGAGUUCAGCAUCAAGGGCUACCCCACCAUCAAGUACUUCAGGGACGGGGAGUUUGCCUUCGAUGUGUCCUCGGCACGGGAGAAGGACAAGAUCGUGGAGUUUAUGACAGAUCCCAAGGAGCCCCCACCCCCACCGCCCCCAGAGAAGCCAUGGUCUGAAGUGGAGUCCUCUGUGGUCCACCUCACCGACGAGAACUACAAGUCAUUCCUGAAGAAGAAGAAGCACGUGCUGGUCAUGUUCUAUGCGCCAUGGUGUGGCCACUGUAAGAAAGCCAAACCUGAGUUCAUGGGUGCGGCCGACAGGUUCUCCGAUGACCCCAAGGUUGAGUUUGCCGCCGUGGACUGCACUGCUUUCCAGGCCCUUUGUAGCACUAAUGACGUCAGCGGCUACCCAACAUUCAAGUACUUCAAUUACUACAAAAACACUAAGCCUUAUAACGGCGGACGGACAGAAAUAGACUUCGUUAAAUUCAUGGAGGACCCAGAGAACCCGCUGAGUGGGUCUCCUCCUCCGCCGCCAUCACCACAGGAGGAGUGGGCGGCGGUGCAGGGCGGGGAGCUGAUCCACCACCUGACGGAGGCCACCUUCGACACCUUCAUCAGCAACAAGGAGGCGCUGGUCAUGUUCUACGCGCCCUGGUGUGGCCACUGUAAGGCCAUGAAGGGUGACUUUGGCCAGGCCGCUGUGGAGCUGGCGGCUGAGGGCAAGACAGGGGUGCUGGCCACAGUGGACGCCACGGUGGAGCGCAGUCUGGCAACCCGCUUCCAGAUCCACGGUUUCCCCACCCUCAAGUUCUUCAGGCACGGCCACCUGGUCACUGAGUACAACCGGAGCCGCAAGUCCGCCGACAUCGUGGGCUUCAUGAGAAAUCCACCAAUAAACGGGAAGGAUGAGCUAUAGGUGGCGGCUCGCGGCUCCAGUGAUGUGAAAGCUGAGCCAGUUGUUGUCUAGCUUUUAUAGAGGAGUGGCAGUGGCGUAAGGAGGGAGGGAGGGAAGGAGGAAGCCAUCUCUGGGCUCAGGCGUCUUGGCCACUCGUAUAAUUUUUUAAAGAUCACUGAGAUGAUUAUCGUAAACUAUUGAUUAUAAACUCUUUGAGACUAGGUUUACUGAGAUAGUGAAUCAUCAGUAUUGUGCUCGGUAAAUCUCAAUGCCACUGACUGCAAAAUUCGUUGUCUUACUUUUAUAACUUGACGUUUAUUUGUACGGAUGUUUUGGGGAGCCCCGCUGUGGCAGCGUUGCAUUGCAGUCCUUGUUGAAGCCAGUGGUCGUCGUUCCAGAACAAGCUUAGUACAAAGUAAGAAACAAUUAUUAAUAAGAUGUGAUUAUGUCUUUAAUACAGUUUACUACUACAGGUGUAAUUCAUGGUGUAAUUUCCGUUUAGGGUCGGCAGACAUUCCAUUUAUGUACAGCAUAGCAGAGUUAGUAGAACAAGAUGCACAACAACAGGUCCACUGCAACCUUCUCCAUGUCUAGAAACCUUAUUGGCAUCCACGUUUUCAUUACAUGACAAGCACUACUAGCUAGUGAAGGAAGGGAAUACAGUAUUAGGGAUUGGCUAGGGUCUUACUGUCCUCCAUGUAAAUGCAGGCGUUGGAGGCGACUACCUACACCUUCACCUACACCCUCUGUAUAUUUUCUCCGUGCAUGACAUGUAUUGGCUGGAGAUCAAGAUAGUCAUGGAAAUCUUUGUCAAAAUGUUUGCUGCUGCACAAAAAGGUGCAAAAGCGUACAAUUCCUUGGUGCGAGUUGUUGUUUGUCUAUACGUAUAAAGUUUAUAUGUUUGGGAGCAAAACCGCUGCAUCUGUGUAUUUUCAUCUCCAGCAGCAGCACAAACACAGCUUUAACAAUGCUACCAAGUGUGUGUGCGUGUACAAUUACUUGCUAAUUCUUAAGGUGCAGUUGUUAAUAUUAAUUGUUCAUUUUUUUUAGUUUUUAACAGACGAUGUCUCUGAUAUUACUUAACACAUGCUGGUGAGCCGGGGUUUGGAGUGCUUCAGGUGUUACUCUAGUUAAUGCUGUAGAUGCCAUAAACCUAACUAUUGAAUAAGUAGAGCCGUGAUAUGUAUAAGGUCAACAUCUGCAGCACAAAUCUUUCAACAUGAAUUUUACAAUAACAGCUUCCAUUAAGACUAGGUUGUGGCUUUAAUUUGCUACCCGAGGGCGACAUGAUACUACUCUAGUGGCAUUGGUCUUGUUGAGACUCUCAUGGCAAGGAUACAAAGUCUUCAUCAGAGCUGUAGAAUAGGGGAGGGUGGGCACCUUCAUCACAGGCGCCAUAUUACUGAAAGAGCCGAGGAAAAUGCCAUGCAGAAUUCAAAAUAAUGCUGGUACUUCAGUGUUUAUCUUGUGCUCUGGGUAGGGUCAGAAUCUUGAAGUUCACAGAGCACAAAAAAAUACUAUUAUAGCAUCAAUUUGAAUUUCACACUGCUCUUUAGGUAACAGUGUGAUGCCUGUGAUGAAGCUGGCCACACACUUCUAUUUUAUGGCUCUGAUCUCUCUAAGGGACCUGCCUACCUACCCUCCCGUUUUGUAGAGGUUACCGUAAAAGAAUAUAUUGGAACAUUCGUACGAAAGAGUGUAGGUAGGCGUUGGAAUGUGUGGAACUACCCAUUAGUUACUAUGAAUGUUUUUAUCGGUCAUUACUUUGCGUAGUUAGAGAGAAAAUGUUGAGAAAAUGUGGCAAAACUGUUUCAAAAGUAGAGUUAUGUAUGUUCAGUUUGUACGUAUAUGCCAUUCCAGUUAGUAUUCAAAUCAAGAACAAAAGGUAUACUUAUAAAUAUAUUGAGCCAAGGCUUAAAAAUAAUCUGUUGUCCAAAUAAAAAAAAUUGUCGAUACUC